CAGGACUACUGAACAAGGGAUUGUCCUGGUGAGAUUGUUGAUCCUCCAGAGGGCUGGUCGGAUGUGCUUGGGUGCAGUAGUUGACCGUGACUUCCUUCGGAAACAUGCAUGACGCAAUCAAGUAGACCGCAAAUAACCCCGCGUAGAUUCUCUUCUUCUCUCUCCUCACGGCACGUUCAAUAUGGGUCCAUCAGCAGAAUCCAUGGGCAUUCUUGCCGAAAUUCAAAAAACAGCUACAUCCAGCCUAUACCCAGCCGAGCAGCUUCAAUUGAAGCGGCAGCGUCACGCCAGUCUUGAAAAGCGAAUCGAGGAGCUCCGGGCCGAAGAUAGAGAGCGAGCCCGUUGCAUCGAGUCUCUAGAUAGGACGAGCGACAUCUUUCGUUUGGUACGCAGACUACUAGACAGCAAUGAAGACUUAGCCAAGCAGCUUGAUGAGCAGCGUACCUCCCAGGAACGAAUCGCAGAACUUGAGCAAAGGCCAACAAUCCAGUCACAUCAGGCCCUACAACAUCGAAUCAAUGAGCUUGAGGGCAGGCCCACAUCCCAGUCAUACGAUGCUUUGAAAGAUCGAUUGACGGAGCUGCAAUUCGACCUUAACGACAUGCAGCGCCGACUCUCCACGCUAGAACCAGAGCUGGAAGCAAAAUCGAAGUCUCUUCAAAAGCUUCAAGACGAGCUCGCGGGACUGAAGGACUCCUCGCUGAGUCAUGAGAAUCAGCUGCAUGAAGCCUCUACCAAGGUCGCUGGCUUGGAACAAGAUAAAGAUGGUCUUAUGCGCUAAGUCUCUUCCCUUCAAGGUCAACUGGCUUCCUCUCGGUCUUCUCAUAUGCGUCUUGAGCGUCAGCUCGACGCGAGUCGGAACCAGCUCUUGGCUUCGGUCAGGCAGUAGUGUCGGACUGAACUGCUUGGUGCCCAGAAGACCAUCUCUGAUCUCGAGGGUCAAUGAGACGAGACGUUGGGUACUGCCGAG
Boeremia exigua is the source of this 970-nucleotide messenger RNA. RefSeq lists its product as uncharacterized. The record is from RefSeq and is a predicted model, not a curated record. Bases 182 to 781 code for a protein of 199 amino acids. The transcript has a single exon. NCBI's taxonomy places the organism in Eukaryota, Fungi, Ascomycota, Dothideomycetes, Pleosporales, Didymellaceae.